This is a messenger RNA of Parastagonospora nodorum SN15, 960 nucleotides long. RefSeq lists its product as hypothetical. The transcript has 2 exons. The record is from RefSeq and is a predicted model, not a curated record. NCBI's taxonomy places the organism in Eukaryota, Fungi, Ascomycota, Dothideomycetes, Pleosporales, Phaeosphaeriaceae. Bases 1 to 960 code for a protein of 319 amino acids.
AUGUCGACAAUCUCAGACCUACCAAAGACAGACCUUGCAUGGUUCGACGAACGACCCUCCGAGAGCCAGAUUCCUCAGUCAGCCAGACAAUUACUCGAAACAUAUAGCGGCAUUGCACCGAAUAGUGUAAUUGAACACGUCGUAAACCUUCGCAACGAGGCAUGGCGGAUCCAUCCUUAUCCGUGUAUCGGACAAUUCCGAUUCCUUGAACCGGGUAUUGAUGAGCUAGACGAGUAUGCGGAGGUCAUGGAACGGCUCCGUAAGGGCGAAAAAUUACUGGAUAUGGCAUGCUGCUUCGGUCAGACUACUCGCCGUUUAGUUGCAGAUGGUGCUCCAUCAGAAAACAUAUACGGAUGUGAUCUCGAGAAAGACUUCAUUGAUUUAGGAUACGGACUGUUCAAGGACCGAGACAAGCUUAAGACCAAGUUCAUGGUGGCAGACAUCUUUGAUCCUUCGUCUCCGCUGAAAGACCUCCAGGGUAGCUUCGAUAUGAUUUACGCAGGAUCUUUCUUCCACCUGUGGGGAUGGCAGAAGCAAAAGGAAGUGUCAACGCUACUCGUACAACUGCUGCGCCCACAACCUGGAUCAAUGAUACUGGGUCGUCAAGUAGGAGGUGCCGAAGCUCACGAAACAAUUUCUGCCACUUAUACAAUGUAUCGACACAACCCGGACAGUUUCGAACAACUGUGGAAAGAGAUUGGGGACGAUCUAGGCAUCACUUUCAAAGUGAAUGCAAGACUCAAAAGUGCGAAUGACAACCACUUCGAAGGAGGCGAUCCGAAUGUGAGACCAGCGCUGCACCGUGACGAUCCCAACGUGACCGAUAUCUGGGGCCAGACGGAAGGCACGACAGGCCUAGAGUCUUGUUCAGUACCUAUCCACCGGUUCAGGUACCUGAAGAUCACACCAUCAAAACAAUCCGAGGAUUUCUUGUUCGGCCCCACUGAGGUCGUUCUCUAG